Messenger RNA from Phytophthora sojae, 1062 nucleotides. RefSeq lists its product as hypothetical. Gene Ontology annotation, molecular function: 6-phosphogluconolactonase activity; protein binding. The record is from RefSeq and is a predicted model, not a curated record. The coding region runs from base 1 to 1062 and encodes 353 amino acids. NCBI's taxonomy places the organism in Eukaryota, Oomycota, Peronosporomycetes, Peronosporales, Peronosporaceae. The transcript has a single exon.
AUGGUCGGAAGUGGCAAGGGCGUCUACACGUACAAAUUCGACACGACCGACGGGUCGUUGACUCCGUUCGGGAUCACAUCGGUGGGUGUCAAUCCAGUCUACGUCCAGGGAUCGACCAAGAAGUUUUCCGGUGGUAAACCUGUGCUCUACACUGUCAACGCGGUUACCGACGCGUCCAAGAAGUACCCAGGGACUCAGACUGGAUACGUGUCAGCGUUAACUCUGCGAUCCAACGGUACACUCGAACUUCUCAACACGUUGGAGUCGCACGGUGGUAACCCGACGCACAUCUCGCUGAACCCCAGCGAAGACUUCCUGGUUGUCUCUAACUAUGACGGCAGCCUCUCCAUGUUCCCACUGAACGACGACGGCUCGCUCGCCAAUGAAAGCUUCCACCAAGAAUUCCCCACCGGCAGUGAAGUCGUCAUGGACCAGCAAGCCACGGGCCACAUCCACAGCUCCAUGUGGCUACCCAACUCGAACCACGUCGUCGCAGCCAACCUGGGCAGUGACGAGCUGUUGCAAUACGAUCUAGACGUGACGAAGAAGACACUCAAGAGCAUCGGUGCAGUCAAGCGCCCUCCGGGAUCCGGACCUCGGCACAUGGCUCUCCACCCCGACGGCAACUUUGCGUACGUGGUGGACGAGAUCUCCAACACUGUCGGUGUGUACAAGAUCGACAAGGAAACUAACACUUUGUCGAGUCUGGCUGUCCAGAACAUCACGACGCUUCCAGCGGAUUUCACCAACACCAGCACUGCUGCGGACGUGCAUUUGUCCAAUAACGGCAAGUUCCUGUACGCUUCGAACCGUGGCCACAACUCGAUUGCGAUGUUUGCGGUCGACGAGACGGAUGGACCGUUGACAUCGCUCGGCUGGGAAAGCAGUCGUGGCAAGACGCCCAAAAGCUUCGUGGUUUACGGAGACUGGAUGGUCGUGGCUAACCAAGAUUCGGACACGAUGCACACGUUUGCGAUUAACGCCGACACAGGGUUGCUGAGCUACACGGGCAAGUCGUACGACGUUGGAACGCCUGAGCGUGUGUAUGUUGGCAUGUUUUGA